Molecule: messenger RNA, 223 nt
Organism: Trichobilharzia szidati
Lineage: Eukaryota; Metazoa; Platyhelminthes; Trematoda; Strigeidida; Schistosomatidae
Source: the annotation of a GenBank genome assembly
GUAAACUACCCCCAGUUGGAAAUUCUCUGAAUUCACAAAAUAAUAAAAAGGCUGUUUCCAAUAAGUUUUCUGUUGAAAGAGGGAGAAAAGAAUUUAUUUUGAAGACUUCACUCGUAUAUGUCAUGCAGAUUUUUAUUGUAUGGGAAGUAUAUGCCAUUGUGAUACUUGUUGAAAAACUUAGGGAUUGGUUGAAGGCGUCUUUUUGGUUUUCCUGGCUUUGUGG